This is a messenger RNA of Labrus bergylta (ballan wrasse), 1355 nucleotides long. The record is from RefSeq and is a predicted model, not a curated record. NCBI's taxonomy places the organism in Eukaryota, Metazoa, Chordata, Actinopteri, Labriformes, Labridae.
CGCUCGCAGAUGUCUGUCCGCUCAGUCAUCAUGGGUUGGAUCAUAACUGCAUAAACCGCCUCCUGGAGAUCGCUGCCGCCCGUCUAUUUUCAGCCUACUCACAGGUAUGAAGGAUUUCUCUCUGACGCACCACAUUUCAGCGACAGACACUCCACAAUCGACCGCCGAGUGACUAAAAUACGCUCUGUUUACAUUUUGUUUGGACUGCUUGACGUCGGGAGGUUCCUUCAGAGACUAGGAAAAGCGCGGGUAGGACCCCUCAGAGCAGACAACGUGAAGUGUUCGCCUUUUAAUCCCAUCUCGCCGCUUUCAACUCUCCUGUUUUACGCACAAGGAGCGCUUGGAUUUAUCGCAGCCAAGGCAACUGGGCGCACACCGGAGGAGCAUAUGCCCGUGGGAUGACAGCUCUCAGCGGCAGAUUCGCGCGUGAAAAGCAGCCUCUUACAUGUCAGGAAGAUGAAAUCCUUAGCAGGUCGGGAGAAGAACUCGGGAGGGUUUAUUAGGCCGCGUCACUCUGCGUUUAUCUAACCACAGCAAAACCAAGGCGACUGUAACCGGUGAGAUUGUGUAGCUGUUCAAAAAAAAAGGGAGUAACCAUGUCCAGAACACUGAAGAAGAAGAAACACUGGUCCACUAAAGUGGUGGAGUGCGCGGUGUCAUGGGGGAACCUGGGGGAUUUUGGCUCGGUGGUGGAGGUCCUAGGGGGAGCAGAGCUGGGUCAGUUCCCCUACUUGGGCCAGAUGAAGCUGGACGUGCUGGUGUGUCACGUCGGAAAGCUGCCCUACUACGGGGACGUUUUGCUGGAGGUGAACGGGACCCCCGUGAGUGGACUUACAAACCGAGACACCCUGGCUGUCAUUCGCCACUUUCGGGAGCCGAUUCGCUUGAAGACGGUGAAACCAGGUAAAGUAUUGAACACGGACCUGCGCCACUACCUCAGUCUGCAGUUUCAGAAGGGCUCGCUGGACCACAAGCUCCAGCAGAUCAUACGGGACAACCUCUACCUACGUACCAUCCCCUGCACCACAAGGCUUCCUCGAGACGGGGAGGUUCCAGGAGUGGACUACAACUUUAUCAAUGUCGGAGAUUUCAGGAUCCUGGAGGAGAGUGGACUUCUACUGGAGAGUGGCACCUACGAUGGUAACUACUACGGGACCCCGAAGCCUCCGGCAGAGCCCAACCUCGUGCAGCCCGACCUGGUGGAUCAGGUUCUGUUUGAUGAAGACUACGGUGGCGAGAUUCCCAGGAAACGCACCACCUCGGUCAGUAAGAUGGACAGGAAGGACAGCGCGGUCCCUGAGGAGGAAGACGAUGAUGAGAGGCCACCGCUGGUCAAUGGAUUGCCUGGUCAGUAA